UUGUAUGAAAAAGGAAAAUAUUGCUAUAAGGAAAUGAAGCAUACAAGUUGACCGCCCACAGCAUCACCAGGCCCACGUGUGUUUGUUUACAUCGUGCCGCAUCGCCGAGGCUGGCCCAGAUGUUUUCUCAGUCUCUCCAGGACGUGAAAUAUGCAUCGAGGAAAGCAGAUGCACCUAUUGUGAAGACUUAAUCUGGGAAUGAAUGCUGGAAUGGAGUUGAUGUGCUGCGCCUGACACGCGGGAAAUGCAGACUGACCGCUCGCUGCCUUUGCGCUGUAACUUGUCUCCCUCAUGGCCAUCCGUCACGCCCGCCUAUUGUCUCUAAUUAACAGUCUGCGAGGUGGCUGAGCUACUAAGCGCUCUGUCCACCGAGAUGGCGACCGCCCGUGCACGCCCGCCACCUACCCCCACCCCGCUCCUCUCGCCUCUCCCCAAUCCUCCACCUCUAUCAACCUCACCGACAACCCGCUCUCCAGCACCGCCUCCUCCAACCCCAAGGCGAGGAACGACCCCAAGGCACCCUCCCUCUCCACCUCCUCCACCCCUGCCGCCAACAACGACCACUCCCCCAACAGCGACCCGACGCGCCCUGACGUGACGCAGUGUGACGCAGGGAAGGCUGGUCAGGACGGGGCCACCACCACCACCACCUCCUCUUCUGCUGCCGCCACCUCCACCGUUCCCGCCCUGCCGCCCUCCUCCGACCCCCCGCCCCCCUACCAGGCCGCCAACAUGACCACAACGGAAAAGUGGACCAGUGGGAGCAGUGAGCCGGAGAGGGACACCUGGGGCAAGAAGGUCGAAUUCCUGCUUGCCGUGGUGGGUUUUGCUGUCGAUCUUGGCAAUGUGUGGCGCUUCCCUUACAUCUGCUACCAGAACGGCGGGGGGGCGUUUCUGGUACCCUACUGCAUCAUGCUGGUGUUGGGGGGCCUACCUCUCUUCUUCAUGGAGCUUGCCCUGGGCCAGUACCACCGCAACGGAUGUCUCACCGUGUGGCGCCGUAUCUGCCCCAUGCUCAAAGGUAUUGGCUACGCUAUCUGCAUCAUCGACCUCUAUAUGGCCAUGUACUACAACACCAUCCUGGCCUGGAGUGUGUACUACCUGGUGGCCUCCUUCAGCAACCAACUGCCCUGGACCACGUGCGACAACCCCUGGAACACCAUCAACUGCACCCUCACCGCUGAUGUCUUCAACGCCUCAGACAAGAACCUCACUGUCUCGCCAGCCAAGGAGUUCUUCAGGAAGGAGGUGUUGGAAGUGGACAGAAGUACCGGUUUGGGAGACCUUGGCCCAGUGAAGGGAUCGCUGGCUCUCUGUCUCUUCUCUGUCUUCGUCCUCGUGUACUUCUCCCUGUGGAAAGGCGUUAAGUCAACAGGCAAGGCGGUGUGGGUGACGGCGCUGCUGCCCUACGUGGUGCUCCUCAUCCUGCUGGUUCGAGGGGUCACGCUGCCAGGAGCUACGGACGGCAUACUGUAUUACCUCACGCCUCGCUUCCAGAUGCUACACAAGCCUAAGGUGUGGGUGGACGCUGCUACUCAGAUCUUCUUCAGUCUCGGACCAGGCUUCGGCACCCUCCUCGCCCUCUCUUCCUAUAACAAGUUCACCAACAACUGCUACAGGGACGCACUGCUGACUUCCUCCAUCAACUGCCUCACCAGCUUCCUCGCCGGCUUCGUGAUCUUCUCCGUGCUGGGAUACAUGGCCAACGUGCAGAACAAAGACAUCUCGGAGGUCGGCGAGGAAGGACCUGGCCUGGUGUUCACCGUGUACCCUGAGGCCAUCGCUACCAUGACUGGCUCCGUCUUCUGGUCAAUUAUCUUCUUCCUCAUGCUCAUCACGCUCGGUCUAGACAGCACCUUUGGAGGUCUGGAGGCCAUGAUUACUGGGCUGUGUGACGAGUACCCGCGGUUCCUGGGAUGCCACCGAGAGCUGUUUGUGCUGGGACUCCUCGUCUUCAUCUACAUAUGCGCUCUUCCCACCACUACUUACGGAGGAAUGUACAUCGUGGACCUUUUGAACGUAUUCGGCACCGGGAACCCCAUUCUGUUCAUCGUGUUCGUGGAGGCCAUGGCGGUGUGCUGGUUCUAUGGCGCCGAGAGGUUUGCUGACGACAUCGAGCGUAUGUUGGGCAAGCGCCCAGGCAUGUUCUGGAUCGUGUGCUGGAAAUACAUCUCUCCGACCUUCAUCUUUGCUCUGUUCGUGUGCUCGGUCACCUUGCAUGACGGGGCGGCCUCUCUGGGGCUGGAGCCGUGGGCCGAGGUGCUGGCAUGGUGCCUCACCUGUUCCUCCAUCAUCUGCAUUCCUCUCUACAUCUUGUACAUGCUCUUCACUACCCCGGGAACCUACAGGGAGCGCAUCAAGGCAAUGAUCAAACCUGAAGAGUACGUUCCGCCUCAACUAAGCCAAGUGAACCCCAACUACGGGACCCACGUCUGAACGAACCUCCACCUUCUGACCUCACUCGCCAUCAGGGAACCACCCACAUCGGAUCUCACACUUCUGAACCCAAGUCACGGUUCUUCCACCGCCUCGCCCAUUAAUCACGCUGCUCAAUAAUUUCGAUCAAAAAUCGCAAAUGUUAAAAGCCUUUCAAUCAAUGUUCAGGUCCGCGUCAGAUAUUUCAUUCCGACUGCACGCUCCCCACAACAGCUCUCGUGAAGACAGUUCCCACAGUGGACAUGACACGCAACUAGCGACACUUAGCGGUAAUUUAUGGCUCUUUUCCAUUGUCGAUUUCAUAUAAAUCACCUUCAUCUAAGACACGGGUCUCACUGAAGUAAAAUUUGAUUGAUUAUGAACCUUGAGGAGAUCAAGGGAUGAUCGAUGAUAUAGUAAUUUUGCAAAACAUAGUGAAAGAGGAAAUACAAUUUUAGUUUUAGUCAUCAUUGUAUCUUUUCUUUAUUAAUAUGAAGAAAAGAUUUCCUUAACUAAGAAUACCGU
This is a messenger RNA of Portunus trituberculatus (swimming crab), 2940 nucleotides long. RefSeq names its product sodium-dependent serotonin transporter-like. Gene Ontology annotation, biological process: sodium ion transmembrane transport; serotonin uptake. NCBI's taxonomy places the organism in Eukaryota, Metazoa, Arthropoda, Malacostraca, Decapoda, Portunidae. Gene Ontology annotation, molecular function: serotonin binding; serotonin:sodium:chloride symporter activity. Gene Ontology annotation, cellular component: membrane; neuron projection. The transcript is spliced from 15 exons. The record is from RefSeq and is a predicted model, not a curated record. Bases 733 to 2436 code for a protein of 567 amino acids.